This is a messenger RNA of Trichoderma asperellum CBS 433.97, 1150 nucleotides long. RefSeq lists its product as uncharacterized. NCBI's taxonomy places the organism in Eukaryota, Fungi, Ascomycota, Sordariomycetes, Hypocreales, Hypocreaceae. Gene Ontology annotation, molecular function: protein binding. The record is from RefSeq and is a predicted model, not a curated record.
AUGCCGUCCGAAGAGAUCGAAAAGACCCACGAGGAUGUUCCCAGCACGCAAGGCGACGUCGAGAUGGAAGAAACCGACAAUCCCGUCCAGAUCGUAGAGUCGACAAACCCCGACGAGAGCACCGAGCGCGCUCCACCAGCGCAAAUGACCACAGCGGAGGACGUCGACGCAGAGGCAGAUCCAGCGGAGGAAGAGCGCAAGACGUUUGCCAACCACCUGAAGAGUCCCAUCGUCACCCUAAUAGUUGGCAAAAACGAGCCCGCGGUCCUUAAAGCACACCAAGCCUUCCUCGUGCGAAGCCCGUACUUUGAAGACAUUUGCAACGCCUUCACCGAAGACGGCAGCCCUCGCCAAAUCGAGCUCCCAGACGAAGAUGUCGACGCCGUCGGCUGCUUUCUCGAAUUCCUAUAUACAGAUGAAUAUUUCCCCCGCAAGCUUCCCGGCCAGCGAAGUCUCGAAAACGAUCCCUCUGUCCCCGCCGUCGACGACUCCGGCAUUCAGCUGCUCAAGCACGCGAGGAUAUAUACCCUGGCCCAGAAAUGGGGCGUCGCCGCUCUGCAGACGCUCUCUUCAUCGAAAAUCUACUGUAUUAAUUCCACGGUUAAAGGCGAGAUCGAGUAUGCGCGGUAUAUUUAUGCGCACACUGCGGCCGACGAUACCACGAUUCGUGCACCGGUGGCCAAUUUCUGGGCUACAAGAUCACAUACGCUACGGUCCGAGGCCGAGGACGAAUUCAAGGCGCUUUGUCUGGAAUUCCCGCAGUUUGGUUUCGAUAUCUUGACGCGUGUGUUGGAUGACAAGCUCAAGAGAGAGCGCAACGAGAAGUUGCACCCUUCCACUAGCAGCGUUCGCAAACGACCUCGCCACGGCAGCGGUGGUGUGUAAUAAAGUUAACAGAAAUCAUGACUCUCCAUUUACGGCCGUUCUCCUUUUUUUUUGUUCCCGGGCUUGGGUUUUGGCAUGCAGCGCAUAUACUUGGUUUUGUCUACUUGAGGCAAUAUUUGGCGCCUCUCACUGGCUCUGUGUAAGAUGAGGCAGAUUGAAUGUGAUACUGUAUUAGACCAAUUAUAUUUGCUAGCCUGGCGCAUGCAUUUGGCAUUCGCUGCGCAGGAUUUGGAUUUGAGCGUGCAUAUAAUAAACGUUGCUUAAC